GGGCGGAGCGAGGCGGCGGCGGCGGCGGCGGAUGGCGGCUUAUCAUCCUGGGACUCGGAGGUGCUGAAAGUGGGACGCGGGUCCGGCGCGUCCGGAGGAAGGAGGACCGCGGUGGCCGCUCCCAACAUGCACAGCCUGGCGACGGCAGCGCCUGUGCCUACUGCACUGGCUCAAGUGGACAGAGAAAAGAUCUACCAGUGGAUCAACGAGCUGUCCAGUCCUGAGACAAGGGAAAAUGCUUUACUGGAGCUAAGCAAGAAGCGAGAAUCUGUCCCUGACCUUGCACCCAUGCUGUGGCAUUCAUUUGGUACUAUUGCAGCACUUUUACAGGAAAUAGUAAAUAUCUAUCCAUCUAUCAACCCACCCACCUUGACAGCACACCAGUCUAACAGAGUUUGCAAUGCUCUGGCAUUAUUGCAGUGUGUGGCUUCACACCCAGAAACCAGGUCAGCUUUUCUUGCAGCACACAUCCCACUUUUUUUGUACCCCUUUUUGCACACAGUCAGCAAAACACGUCCUUUUGAAUAUCUUCGGCUUACUAGUCUUGGUGUUAUUGGGGCCUUGGUGAAAACAGAUGAGCAAGAAGUGAUCAACUUUUUAUUGACAACAGAAAUUAUCCCUUUGUGUUUGCGUAUUAUGGAAUCUGGAAGUGAACUUUCCAAAACAGUUGCCACAUUCAUCCUUCAGAAGAUCCUCUUAGAUGACACUGGUUUGGCCUACAUAUGUCAGACAUAUGAGCGUUUUUCCCAUGUUGCUAUGAUCUUGGGUAAAAUGGUCCUGCAGCUAUCCAAAGAACCCUCUGCUCGUCUGCUGAAGCAUGUAGUAAGAUGUUAUCUUCGGCUCUCAGAUAAUCCCAGUAGGGCGCGUGAAGCACUCAGGCAGUGCCUCCCUGACCAGCUGAAGGAUACAACCUUUGCCCAGGUGCUAAAAGAUGACACCACCACAAAACGCUGGCUUGCACAACUGGUGAAGAACCUGCAAGAGGGCCAGGUCACCGAUCCCCGGGGUAUCCCUCUGCCCCCUCAGUGAUCUUCCCUUGUCCCCUCCCACUACUCCCCCAAGUUGGGGACAGGAGGUGGCACCUACAAGGAAAACAGCUCAGGUUUUAUUGCCGACCAGGAAUAGACAACCUCAUUGUUGAACCGCACUGGAGAGAAGGGGCAAAGUACCCCUGCUGAGAUGUGUGGGCUGCCAUCAGGCUGCCCUGUGGACCUGGGCUUCCUCUGCUGCUCCCAGGAAAUGGGCUCCUGACACAGCAGUCUACCACCACAGCCCCAGGAGGGCUCAACACCAGCAAAUGCUGUAUCUGCAGCAUGUCCAAGAUGACCCUGCUCCCCUACCUCGACUAGCCACUGGCAGAGAGGGGAGACGGUGGUGAUAGCUACACUCUAGGCAUGAUGAACGCCCGGGACCAAGCCAUGUGGCUUUUUUUUUUUUUUUUUACUUUGCCUUCCUGGAAGACUCAAGAUGUGUCUUUUAAUUCUCUCUCUCAGUAUUUGUUUACUUUGGUUUUUUGGUUUUAAUCUCAGAGAGAGGUGUGUUUAAUGGACACAAGCUGUAGUUUUCAGCAAAACUUUGUCAAUUGGCAUUGUUUACAAGUCUGUUAGCUGCAUAAGCUCAAUAAAAUGUUGGUUUGGGCAUUACA
This is a messenger RNA of Jaculus jaculus (lesser Egyptian jerboa), 1645 nucleotides long. RefSeq names its product CCR4-NOT transcription complex subunit 9 (gene Cnot9). The record is from RefSeq and is a predicted model, not a curated record. The transcript is spliced from 8 exons. Lineage: Eukaryota; Metazoa; Chordata; Mammalia; Rodentia; Dipodidae. Bases 127 to 1029 code for a protein of 300 amino acids. Gene Ontology annotation, cellular component: CCR4-NOT core complex; CCR4-NOT complex; P-body. Gene Ontology annotation, biological process: mRNA catabolic process; negative regulation of translation.